Molecule: messenger RNA, 5405 nt
Organism: Odocoileus virginianus texanus
Lineage: Eukaryota; Metazoa; Chordata; Mammalia; Artiodactyla; Cervidae
Gene: MYT1
Product: myelin transcription factor 1
Biological process (GO): regulation of transcription by RNA polymerase II
Cellular component (GO): nucleus
Molecular function (GO): DNA-binding transcription factor activity, RNA polymerase II-specific; RNA polymerase II cis-regulatory region sequence-specific DNA binding; zinc ion binding
Source: RefSeq, a predicted model, not a curated record
CAAGGGUUCAUGGGUAGCGUAUUUACAAAGGAGUCUCUCCGCCAGCCCGUGCCACCGCUGCUAAUGAGAGCGGUCAUUAAGUAAAUGAGACGUCGCCUUCAGCUGGCUUAGGAGUUCGCACACUAAAGGGAGAAGAUAUUUAAUUGAAACCCGCACACAGGCUUCCCCACAUGUGACCGCUGGAAGCGAGGCAGCCGCCUCGCCUCUCCUCCCGUCCAUCCGCACCCCCCAUGUAAAUUUCAUGAUUGCUUUCCGUGAUGUCAUUUUGAAAGAGGACAGACAAUAGCUGUGGGGAAAGAAAAUGAGUUCCGGGGUGAGCUUCUGAGUCAGAGGUGGACACACGGAGACAAGGCUGACAACUGUAGGACCCCAAGACUCUUCCUGGGCGGACGCGGCAAGAUGAGCUUAGAAAAUGAUGAAAAGAGAGCUCGUACAAGAUCCAAGGCCCUCCGAGCUCCCCUGGAGCCCACAGGAGCUGACCUCAGCUGUCCCACCCCUGGAUGCACGGGCUCGGGGCAUAUCCGUGGCAAGUACUCCAGGCACCGAAGUCUGCAGAGCUGCCCUCUGGCCAAGAAGAGGAAGCUAGAGGGCCCCGAGGCCGAGCACCUGGGGUCCAAGCGGAAGGCACCCCCGCUGAAGCUGGCUCUGGACGAGGGCUACGGCGUGGACAGUGACGGCAGCGAGGAUGCUGAGGUGAAGGACGCCUCUGUUUCUGAUGAAUCGGAAGGAACUGUGGAGGAGGACGAGGCCGAGGCGUCGGGACAGGAGGAGAUUCAUCGCCCCGAGCCAGCUGAAGGAAGGAGCCCAAUAAAGGCGCAUUUUGGAUCCAAUCCCAUCAGCAGCCCCUCUGGCUCCUCCAAGGGCAGCUACAGCAGCUAUCAGGAAAUCAUUGCAACUUCUCUCCUAAAUUUGGGCCAAAUCGCUGAAGAGACCCUGGUUGGCGGAGACUCAGGCCAGGUGGCCACGCCAGGCCUAGUUCAGGAGGCUGAGGAAGAAGCCACCAGUGACGAGGGGGAGAAGGAGGACUUUAUCCAGCCGGAGGACGUGGAGGAGGUGAUUGAAGUCACCAGUGAGCGCUCUCAGGAGCCGUGUCCCCAGUCUCUGGAGAGUGUGGCCAGUGAGGCAUCCAGCAAGCAGAAAGUGACCCUGGGCAACGAGGAGGAAGAGGAAGAGGAGGAGGAAGAUGACGAGGAGGAAGAAGAUGACGAGGAGGACGAGGAAGACGAGGAGGAGGCCCCGCCUGAUGUAAUCUGCCAGGAGGAUGCCCCCCACGUUCCUGCCCCAAAGAGCCCUCAGCCCCGGGGCCCGGUGCCUCCCAGCCCCAAGCCCGGGUACUCCGUCCUGGUGGAGGUGCGGUCCGAUGACGGCAAAGACGAGGACUCGCGCUCCCAGAAGUCUGCGGUCACAGACGAGUCGGAGAUGUACGACAUGAUGACCCGUGGCAACCUGGGCCUCCUGGAGCAGGCCAUUGCCCUGAAGGCCGAGCAGGUGCGGGCUGUCUGUGAGCCGGGAUGCCCACCUGCCGAGCAAGGCUCACUGGGCCCGGGCGAGCCAGGGAAGGCAGCGAGGCCCCUGGACGCUGCCCGGAAGAACUACUGCAGCAAAGAUCCCUCAAGAACUGAAAAGCGUGAGAUCAAGUGUCCGACACCAGGCUGUGAUGGCACCGGCCAUGUCACUGGGCUGUACCCACACCACCGCAGCCUGUCUGGCUGCCCCCACAAGGACAGGAUCCCCCCGGAGAUCCUGGCCAUGCACGAGAACGUGCUCAAGUGCCCCACUCCUGGCUGCACAGGCCAGGGCCACGUGAACAGCAACCGUAACACGCACAGAAGUUUGUCUGGAUGUCCCAUUGCUGCUGCCGAAAAAUUAGCCAAAUCUCAUGAGAAGCAACAGCCACAGCCAGGAGAGCCUUCCAAGAAUAGCUCCAAUUCGGAUCGGAUCCUCAGGCCCAUGUGCUUCGUGAAGCAGCUUGAGGUCCCUCCAUACGGAAGCUACCGGCCCAGCGUGGCCCCCACCACACCCAGGGCCAACCUGGCCAAGGAGCUGGAGAAGUUCUCCAAGGUCACCUUUGACUACGCAAGUUUUGAUGCUCAGGUUUUUGGUAAGCGCAUGCUUGCCCCAAAGAUUCAGACCAGCGAAACCUCACCGAAAGCCUUUAAAUGCUUCGACUACGCCCACGACGCAGAGGCCGCACACAUGGCUGCCACUGCCAUCCUGAACCUCUCCACGCGCUGCUGGGAGAUGCCUGAGAACCUCAGCACGAAGCCACAGGACCUGCCCAGCAAGGCCGUGGAAAUUGAGGUGGAUGAGAACGGAACUCUGGACUUGAGCAUGCACAAGCACCGCAGGCGGGAGAACACUUUCCCCAGCGGGAGCAGCAGCAGCAGCAGCCCUGGCGUGAAGUCACCUGAUGCCUGCCAGCGCCAGAGCAGUACCAGCGCCCCCAGCAGCUCCCUGACCUCACCCCCGUCCAGCCACGCUUCCCGCCAGGAUGAGUGGGACCGGCCUCUGGACUACACUAAGCCCAGCCGCCCACGAGAGGAGGAGCCUGAGGAGUCAGAGCCAGCAGCCCAUUCUUUUGCUUCUUCUGAAGCAGAUGACCAGGAAGUGUCGGAGGAGAAUUUUGAGGAGCGGAAGUACCCCGGGGAGGUCACCCUGGCCAACUUUAAGCUGAAGUUUCUCUCCAAGGACAUAAAGAAGGAGCUGCUCACCUGCCCUACCCCUGGUUGUGACGGCAGUGGCCACAUCACUGGGAACUAUGCCUCCCACCGCAGCCUCUCUGGUUGCCCUCUUGCUGACAAGAGCCUCAGAAACCUCAUGGCUGCCCAUUCUGCUGACCUCAAGUGCCCCACGCCCGGCUGUGAUGGCUCAGGCCACAUAACGGGGAACUACGCGUCGCACCGGAGCUUGUCAGGCUGCCCUCGUGCCAAGAAAAGCGGAGCCAAGGCCACACCUGCAAAGGACGACAAGGAAGACCCCGAGCUGAUGAAGUGCCCGGUUCCAGGCUGUGUGGGGCUUGGUCACAUCAGCGGCAAAUACGCCUCUCACAGAAGCGCGUCCGGCUGCCCGCUGGCAGCUCGGAGGCAGAAGGAGGGUUCCCUCAAUGGCUCCUCUUUUUCCUGGAAGUCCCUGAAGAAUGAGGGGCCCGCCUGCCCCACCCCGGGCUGCGACGGCUCCGGUCACGCCAAUGGGAGCUUCCUCACCCACCGCAGCUUGUCUGGCUGUCCCAGAGCGACCUUUGCAGGAAAGAAGGGAAAGCUCUCAGGGGAUGAGGUUCUUGGCACGAAAUUCAAGACAAGUGAUGUGCUGGACAACGAUGAGGAGAUCAAGCAGCUGAACCAGGAGAUUCGAGACCUGAACGAGUCCAACUCUGAGAUGGAGGCCGCCAUGCUGCAGCUGCAGUCCCAGAUCUCGUCCAUGGAGAAAAGCCUGAAGAACAUCGAGGAGGAGAACAAGCUCAUCGAGGAGCAGAACGAAGCCCUGUUUCUGGAGCUGUCGGGCCUGAGCCAGGCCCUCAUCCAAAGUCUUGCCAACAUCCGCCUUCCGCACAUGGAGCCGAUAUGUGAGCAGAAUUUUGACGCCUAUGUCAGCACCCUCACCGACAUGUACUCCAACCAGGAGUGCUACCAGAACCCCGAGAACAAGGACCUCCUCGAGAGCAUCAAGCAGGCCGUGAGGGGCAUCCAGGUCUAGGCCUCCUUGUGUGAGGAGCCACCAUGCUGACUCGGGGCGCCCAGGGCACCCCGACUCGCCUCUGUCUUUUACCUCCCUAGCCCUGCCCUCCCAGUGGAGAUUCCCACUCACAGUGACUUCUCGUUGGCAGCCCAGGGUGGCCUCGGCGAGGGGGUGGGAGUGUUUAGCCAGAGGAGUGCCUGGAAAUCCUCGUCUCCCUCGAUGUGACGCACGCGCCAGGCCAGAGGCCUUGACCUCUCAAUGUGAGUGCGGGGCGUGAAGUAUUACAAAGUGAUUUAUUUUUGCUUCUGAAAGCUCGAAGUCUCCAAUGGAAACUCACGGACAAGGUUCUCAGGGAAGUUUUGGAGCUGCAACCACAGUAUUCCUUUGUCUGUCAAGGCCGAGAGGGCAGCCUGGCCGGGCGGGUGGUGCGUGUGACGAGUCAGCCUGGAGUGGCCAGUGUGCCCACGCGGUGAGGCCGCUGUGACAAGUGUGUUUCCUGUUGUCCUUUAAUUCACUUUUAUGUUAAGCGUGGAAGAGAGCAGCGUUCCAGAGGGUAGGUUAGGAACAGGCCUGGAGGAAGCUGGCCCGGGACCCCCUGAAGACAGCGCUGGCUCCACAGGGAAGCACCUCUGGCGGAGCCUGCAGACCCUGUGCUCAGGGUCAGGCUCCCUCAAGGCUGCAGCCUUUAGACCCAGGUCGGGGUCAAGGUCAGGGCCUCUGGCUGUCUGUGUGCCCACCUGGCUUGUGACCCACCACUGCCCAUCACCGGGUCAUGGCUGAGCUUUACUGAGGUGGGGGAAGUGACAGCAAGGUCAGGGGAUAAAUUCCUGACUGGAGACCACCAAGGUAUCACUUCUUUUUAGAUCCAUUCGAGAUUCAAAAGAAGAUAAAGUUUGAUUUAGUGUGUUAAAAACACAAUGUUCCUAACAUGUAAAUAGAGUCCAAGCCAACUGUGACUGCGAUUCCAAGUUAGUAUUUAAAAGUAGAGAAAUUGCACUUCCUGGAAGAAAUGAGAAAGUAGUUAGUUUAAUUAUUCUGUAAAUUAUUUAAUUUUGUCAAAAUGUAAGUAUUUAUAUUCACAACCUCUUAUGUUAAUGUUGGCUAUUUAUUUAACAUUUUUAUUUAUUAAUUUUAUACUAUUUUACCUAGACCCCACACCAGGACAUAUGAGAGGGAAGUAAAUGAAAUCAAAGCAAACUUAACUAUUUGACUAUGAGAAGGGCCACAAAAAAAUCUUGCUGUAACUUCUAGUUAUGAUUUUAAUGCAACUGAGUUAUUUUUUAUAUAUUUUGUUAUUUAUUCUUUUUAAUAAUGGAGUUUUUAAAAAGUAUUUUGUAACUGAGGAAUUUUGAUAAUUUGGGGAUGUUUCCCCUUUGGUCCAAUGGAAAGAAAGACUUUUUGGUUCUCUUCAUCCCUUUGGCUCCUUUUGUUUCAGGCACGGACGACAGCAAAUGGCAUUCUGUGUUUAUUGUUUAUUUAAGUGUAGUGCAGCUGUGUGCUCUGGCGUGUCUCUUGUGUUGCGUCUGUGUGCCGGUUCUUGAUGGCUGAGUCCUAUCGCUGUGAGGGGCGCUGGCUGCAGGCCGCCCUGAGCAGCUCCCGCUCUAGGCUCCUGUCCUCUGACAGCUCUGAUACUGUGAUCCUCCUUCCUCAGGAAACGCUGACCCCACAGCACAGCACUUCUCAGUGUGUUUGCAGGGUGAUUUCCUAAUAAAAGUCCACUCUGACUGUGA